Messenger RNA from Acanthaster planci (crown-of-thorns starfish), 4805 nucleotides. It is a transcript of the gene u2surp, whose product is annotated as U2 snRNP associated SURP domain containing. NCBI's taxonomy places the organism in Eukaryota, Metazoa, Echinodermata, Asteroidea, Valvatida, Acanthasteridae. Gene Ontology annotation, biological process: RNA processing. Gene Ontology annotation, molecular function: RNA binding. Gene Ontology annotation, cellular component: nucleus. The record is from RefSeq and is a predicted model, not a curated record.
GGUUGAUGAUAACCAGUGUAUUCUAAUCGACCAUUUCUGUAAAGUGGUGAAAAUGGCGGAGAAACUUCCUUGGGGAAUGCGAAAUGAGGGCAUAGCGCCUGGGUCCAUGAAGACCAUUUCCCAAAACAAACUAAAGGCUUUCAGCGUUGGACAGAUGAAUCUUGGGAAGAAACUGUCCAAAAGAGCAGAGGAAGAGCAGAAGAAAAAGGCGCAAGAGAAAGAGGCAGCCAAGGUGUUUGAAGAGUUUGUAGCUUCAUUUGAAGAUACAUCCAACCUCGGCAAAACAUUUGUGCGAGGAUCGACAAUAAAUCCAGAAACAAAAGAGGAAAGAUCUGACCAUCAGGCUGGCAAGUUAUACAAACCCUCAUCCAAGAUCUCUGAGUCUGUACUUACUCGUCGGCAGAAAGAGAAGGAAGCCGCAGAAGCCAGGGCAGAAAAAGAAAGAGUGGAGAAGACAGAUUUUUCAAAGAAGAAGAAGGAAAAGGAGAAAUCAAAAAGUAACUUGGAACUUUUCAAGGAGGAACUCAAAGUAUUACAGCAAGCAAGAGAGGAACGUCAUCGUAUGAAAAGAGAAAAGGGACAUCAUGAUAUCGACAGCCAGCGAGAAUCAUCACACUCAUCCUCAUCUGACGUUCGAGUUCCAGUUGGUAUGGAAGAUUAUUCAUACGGUUCUCAUGAUUAUGGAGACCCAACUACAACUAACAUCUUCUUGGGUAGCAUCAACCCAAAGAUGGAUGAAGAGAUGUUGUGUGAUGAGUUUGGUAAGUAUGGUCCACUGGCCAGCGUCAAGAUAAUGUGGCCACGGACAGAUGAGGAAAGAAGCCGCAACCGAAACUGUGGCUUUGUGGCCUUCAUGACACGUAAGGAUGCAGAGAGAGCCAUCAAAGCCUUAAAUGGUGUGGAGAUGAUGAACUACGAGAUGAAGCUUGGUUGGGGUAAGGCAGUGCCAAUCCCGCCCAAUCCUGUCUACAUUCCUAAGGCUAUGCUGGAUCUGACCAUGCCCCCGCCCCCCUCUGGCCUGCCCUUCAAUGCUCAGAACAAGGACAAGAAGACCAGAGUGCCUCAGCCCAGCCAGCUCAGUACGGAAGAGGACCCAGAGCUUUUGAAGACCUUAAAAGACGCAGUUGUAAAAGUGGUAAUCCCGACCGAAAGGCCUCUAUUGUUGGCUAUUCACCGGAUGAUCGAGUUUGUCGUCCGAGAAGGUCCCAUGUUUGAAGCGAUGAUCAUGAACAUGGAAAUGGAGAAUCCUCUCUACAGAUUCCUCUUUGAAAACCAAUCUCCAUCUCACAUCUACUACCGCUGGAAACUCUAUUCCAUCCUUCAGGGAGAUUCCAUUGGUAAAUGGAGGACAGACGAUUUCCGUAUGUUCAAGAAUGGUUCAAUAUGGCGUCCUCCUCCCAUCAACCCAUACACCCAAGGCAUGCCCGAAGAGCUUGCUCCCAAACCAGAACCUGCCAAGAAGGGAACCUUAACAGACAGUCAAAGGGACAGGUUAGAAGACAUGCUGCGGGGUUUAACCCUGGAAAGAUCCAAGAUUGCCGAUGCCAUGGUGUUUUGUCUUGAUCACGCCGAAUCAGCCGAGGAGAUCGUUGAGUGUAUCUCAGAAUCACUGUCCAUCUUGGAGACACCUAUCCAUAAAAAGCUUGGUAGACUCUUCCUAGUCUCAGACAUCCUGUUCAACACCAAUGCCAAAGUGGCUAACGCCUCCUACUUCCGCAAGUACUUUGAGGUCAAACUGCCCAUGAUCAGUGUCAAUCUGAGGGAGGUCCACGUCAAGAUACAGCAGAGACUCAAAGCAGAACAGUUCAAGCAAAAAGUGAUGGCUUGUUUCCGAGCCUGGGAUGAUUGGACCAUCUACCAGAAUGACCUGUUGGUGCGGCUACAGAAUCUCUUCCUAGGUCUGAUGCCUCUGAAUAAAUGUGAUGGUGAAGAAGAGGAUUUGCCUCAGCUGGGCAUUGCAGUUGACAUCCUACCACAAGAAACCUCUGAACUUGAAUCAGCAGACUUAGAUGGUGCCCCCUUAAGGUUCAACGAAAAUGUGGAUGGGGAACCUCUAAACGAAAGCAGCAGUAGCAGGGUGCCUGAUCUUGAUGGGAUACCUUUAAAGGAGGACGAAGGCGGAGACUUGGACGGAAUGCCCUUGGAAGAGGCAGAGGAUUAUGAUGGUGUUCCUCUUAAAGAUGACAUCGAUCUGGAUGGCACACCUAUAGCAGAGCCACCCAAGGAGAAGAAACCAUCUGGAGGAUUCAAGGUUGCUCCUUCUAAGUGGGAGACGGUGGAUGCAUCUGUCUUAGAGGCUCAGGCAAUGACAUCCUCCAAGUGGGAGUGGCUCGAGAAGGAAGAGGAGGAACAGACAGGCAAAGAAAAGGCGGAAGAUCAAGAAAGAGGUCAAGAGGAGGAAGAGAUGGAAGGAGAUUGGCAGGAAGAGAGUCCAGACAGAGAUACAUCAUCUCAAGACAUUCAGCUCAAGACCACCGAGAUGACCGAGGAAAGGAGAGCCAAGCUCCGGGAAAUAGAGGUGAAGGUGAUGAAGUUCCAGGAUGAUCUUGAGGCAGGAAGACGAAGUCGAAAGCACGGUCUGUCUAUCCAAGAGCAAGUAGCCAAGUACAGGGCUAAGCUACUCCAAAAGGAGCAGGAUAAGGAGCUUGAGAAGCAGAGAGAACGAGAGAAGGAACGACAGCGAGAGAAGAAACUGGAACGAGUUCGUGAGUUUGAGCGAGCCCGUGAACGUGAGCGAGAACGACUCAGCCGCGUGUCAGAUGAUUCUGGAGAUGAAACUCCAUCCUCAUCAUCGCGUCGUGAGCGUAAACGUCGGCAUAGUCGCUCAGCAAGCCCCAAACGUACUAGGUCCCCGUCGCGGUCUCCGGUGUCUGAGGGCAGACGGUCCAGCCACAUGGACCGCUCCCCUCUCUCCAUCAUCAGGGAUUACUCUGACUCACCAACCCACAAGUCCCGAUCAGGGUCCCCCAAAAGAUCUUCCUCUCGGCGUCGUUCGCGUUCGCCAAGGAGAACUCACCGAUCGCGCUCACGAUCGCCUCGGCGAUCACGCAGAUCAAGAUCAAAAUCAGGGUCACCGUACAGGUCGCGUAGGUCAAGGUCACGCUCCCCCAGCAGGCAUUCAAGCUCGUCUCACAAGAAGAGAAGAAGAUGAAAAUCGAGUUCUUUUGUACAUAAAUUGUUGCUUUCUUUUGUAGAAAAUUGACGUCAUCAUUGCAUUCUUGUAAAUUCGAUUACAUCAUUCAUAAUUCUGCAUUUAAUUUUUCCCCCAGUUGUUCACAUCAGUGACUCAAAGCCAACAUCUUGGGCUUUUUGUUGCACAUCCAGUUUUACACACUCUGUUUAAAAUAGGGUUCCCACCGUCAUCGAAUAUCCUGGAAAACAUGUUGUCUUGUGAGGGAAAAGUCAGGAAAAUCAAGAUCAUGCAAAGGUUAUUUUGAUUGGCCACUUUUAACGUGAUUAGGGAACGUUAGAGGUGUUUUGUGCUAUCCUAUAGAAAAAGGUAGUGGCUGUGACAGUCUUCCAGUUCAUUUAAAACAACUUUUCUCUUUAAAAUGGCAUUAAAUGUCAUGGAAAUUGUCGCAUGUGAGUCAUGGAAAGUCUUUGAAAUGUUGUAGAAUCUGGUUUUCAGAUUUCUGUGGGAAGCCUGUAAAAAUAAGACCUUCGGCAAACGUACUAAAUACCAAGCACAUUAUGUUUUAACAUCAGAAUUACAGUAAUUGUGUAUUCACUGAAAAUAUCAGUACAUGUAUAAUGAAAUUGCUAUGAACAUAAUCAUAGAAACUUAUCAACUGUGUUAGACUUUUGCCAGUCGAAAUCUCGGUGAAAGUCAUUUUGUUCAUAAGUCAAAAUCUGAAACCUACCAACUGUCAUAAAACUCAUCAUUGUCAGUACACCGGACAUGGCUGAUAUAUCCAUUUCUUUGCAAUUAAGAAAAUUUUGACUUUUUCAUACGAUACAGUGGUCCUUCUAAAAACAAGUUUUGGUUUCAAUUCCUCGUCCUGUUUUUCCCGCGAGAUGUUCAACAACAGUUGCUAAACUUGAAUUACUUUUUAUGUUUGGUAGCUGCAACAAUACACAAUUUUUACAAGAAUAUAAAAUUCAUUUCCCUCGUGUCUAAUGGUGGAAAGAGCAUUUUAUAGCAAAAAAAACCUUGGCGUUGUCUGUUGCUUGACGACUUUAAUACCCAUGUCACAGUCCUGGACGUGAAUCUGGUUUCUGUUACUUGAAUGAUAAAACCUGGAGUGUUGAAGCCAGCAUCAAGGUCUGGGAUUUGUUAAAAGGGACAUUAGCCUGGCGCCAACUUUAGAGUUCAUUUAUGGUCUGAGAACUAUACACUUGUCCUUUUCAUGGGGAGACCAAAGUACAUGUACACGUAGUUUACAGUAGUUUGUAGUGUAAUCUGGCUCCAUUUGUGGUCCCCCACCCUAACCCCUUUGUGUUUCUGUCUCCCCUAGUCAUUUGCCUAUCUGUUUUCUCUUUGUUUCUCUGUAAAUGGUCAGUCUGGCUUCCUGUUGGUCUUUUCGCAAGGCCUUUGUUCUCAUUAAAAAAAAGACCAACAAACCCUUUGAAACACACAACACAAGAAAUCUGUUGAUUAGUUCAACUUUCUGUUACCAUGGUGAUUUACUCUUGCGUUAUGUAUGACUUCAGAAAUGACGUUUUGUUAUCAAAUUGAUCGGUAGUAAUGUAGGCCUGUAUCAUCCUAUUAUGGAACUUUGGGGCAUGUCAAACGCUUUAUAUUUUGCCCGUUCCUUUUAUAACUUGUUUUUCGUUGCCAAUAUUAAAAUCUGGUCUCAAAUUUGAAA